Ictalurus punctatus (channel catfish) is the source of this 2112-nucleotide messenger RNA. RefSeq names its product calcium binding protein 2b (gene cabp2b). The record is from RefSeq and is a predicted model, not a curated record. The transcript is spliced from 6 exons. NCBI's taxonomy places the organism in Eukaryota, Metazoa, Chordata, Actinopteri, Siluriformes, Ictaluridae. Bases 691 to 1179 code for a protein of 162 amino acids. Gene Ontology annotation, molecular function: calcium ion binding.
CACACAUACACACACACACACACACAGCAAAACACCACUCAAACAUGUAAAGUCAGCUCUACCAGUGUUUACAAACCCUGACUUGCCCACUUGUGCUGUACUUUCCUUCCCUUGUUCUUAUUUCUUUACUCUCUCAUUUCCUUACACCGUCCAUCUGUACGUCUUUAAUCUGAAAUGUGGGAUUAAAAAGGGUCAUUUUCUUUGUCUAAUACUCACUCUGCCCACCCCCUUAUUCUCAUCAUCCAGUUUGUAAUAGUCAUUUGCACGGGGCAGCAAUCUGUGUUAAGAGGGCCGGCGUGAAUGAGCGGGUGCAGGAAGAGUCAUGGAAAGGGUGUGAAAUGAGAGAUUGUUAAGAAGUGCAUAAAUGCAGGUUGUGUUAAGGCUGUUAAUGCUUGCUUGACACGAAUUGGAGAGUUUUUCAGAAGUGAGUGAAAUCAACGUAGAGACUUACUCGCGUCAUUAUCUCAGUCGGACUUAGCGUGCCCAGGACAGUCGAUGCAAUGAGAUAAGAUGAGAGGAGAGUAAUUAAUUAAACUGAGAAGGUGGAACGAGGACUUUUUGUAGCGUGUACAAUGUGAACAUUGCACCCAUUGUGUAAAGUCGUUACACAGAAAGAAAAGAAGAGGAAGAAAGAAAGUAAAAAGAGAGAAAGGGAUAACGCAGGAAAGAUUAUCGGAUCUCUGAGGACUAAUGGGAAACUGCACCAGUCCAGUGAAACACAAAAUAAAAAAGGACAGGGAUCUCCAUCCGGAGGAGAUAGAAGAGCUGCGGGAGGCUUUUAAAGAGUUUGAUAGGAACAAAGGCUACAUCAACUGUAGGGACCUUGGCGAGUGCAUGAGGACUAUGGGAUACAUGCCGACGGAGAUGGAGCUCAUCGAGUUGAGUCAGCAAAUCGGUGGGGGCAAAAUCGACUUUGAAGAGUUUGUGGAACUGAUGGGGCCUAAAAUGCUCGCAGAGACAGCCGACAUGAUUGGAAUCAAAGAAUUAAAAAAUGCCUUCAAAGAGUUUGACUCCAACGGCGAUGGGCAGAUCAGCCUUAGCGAGCUGAGGGAGGCCAUGAAGAAACUCUUGGGCGAGCAGCUGACCCCGCGAGACAUCGAUGCGAUCAUCCGGGACGGGGACCUCAAUGGAGACGGCCAAGUGGACUUUGAAGAGUUUGUGAGGAUGAUGUCACGCUGACGGUUCAUCACAGAGGAUCUACCAUAAAUAAUCUGUUAUUAGAUUAUAGAGCUGGGAUAACAUAGCUACGACUGUUUUUUUUCUUUCUUUUUUUUUUUAAUGUAAUUAAAUAAUAAUCAGAUUUAUUUUUUCAGUUGCUCUGUAUGUUGAAGGAAAUAUUUAAUAAAGUAAUUUACUGUGAUUUACUAAUUAAUGUAGUUAUUUGGAUGGUUUCAAUUCAGAUGAUGAAAAAAAAAAAGAUCACAUUGAAGACAGUUAUAAAAGUUCUGACCCCCUACUCACGCUCUCAGGUUAAAAACACUGUUCACUUUCAGGUUUAUAAAUAUUUAUUUAAGAAUAAUAGAAAUCUGGCAAGUGCUAUAAAUUUGCAAUGUGUAGAGCAGGAGUGUCAAAAAGUUCUGAUCGGGCACACCAAAUGAAUUUAGAAUCUAAUUUCUACAUUUAGAUUUUAAUUAAUAUUUGAAUAAUUAUUAAUAUAUAUAAGAGCUCAUUUCUGUUAGCACAAGAAAUGCAUAUGCAUAAAAUUCCCCCAUUGGCCCUUCUCUAUCACGGCCCCCUAAUAAUCCCCAUCUCUGAAUUGGCUACAUCACUCUCUCCUCUCCACUAAUAGCUGGUGUGUGAUGGGCGUUCUGGCGCACUAUGGCUGCCGUCACAUCAUCCAGGUGGAUGCUACACACUAGUGGUGGUUGAGGAGAUUUCCCCCCAUACGAUGUAAAGCGCUUUGAGUGUCUAGAAAAGCGCUAUAUAAAUGUAACUGGAACUGUAGAAUGGAUGAAUGGGAGAAAAUUCUGCUUGCUAAACCUAACCAACUCGUGUCUUCACUCAGCGCUCAAACGCUUAAUAAGUGUUAUUAAAAGAAAAGCUGAUGUUACACAGCGGUAACAGUCGACUGUCCCAACUUUUAUUGGAGUGUGUUGCAGUCAUCAGACUUGA